UUUUGUCAGCAUAAAUUUUAUACAAGUUUUUUGGUGCGUUAAAAAUGUUUAUAUUUUUACCAGAAAAGUUUAGAGACUGUAUGGUACGCCUCGACGUGUUAGAAAUUUGAAUUUUGAGGGGUUAAAACUUUUGGACGGCCCUGCCGACGGUGCACCCCUCCCGCGUAGCAGCGUGAGUGUUCACGCCGCCGACCCCCACCGCCGCCGCCACCACCACGACCUCGAGAUAGCCGAGGAACAGCCGCCGCUCCGAAGCAAACGACGCCGCAGUCCGCACUCUACGAUCGGUCGUUCGCGGAUCCGGAGUGCUCGUUUCUCCGUUCCGAUCUGAUCGGCGUGCAUCUGUGAAUUCACAUACGACAGCGUCGGUGAAAAUCAGUGCACUUGGAAGAGCCUCAAUAAGGAUGUGGCGGGAUCCUCCAGGCGGAGGGUACAAGAAACCCAUCCACAUUGUCGCUAUGCUGCUGCUAGUCCUGGCAUUGACAACGGGUAUAAGCAAUACGGUCUCAGCUGAAGAUGCAUCUAUGGGACCGGUGUUUGUCAAGGAACCACCAAACCGGAUUGAUUUCUCAAACGGAACCGGAGCUGUCGUCGAAUGCCAGGCAAGAGGAAACCCACAACCGGAUAUCAUCUGGGUGCGUUCUGAUGGAACUGCUGUGGGAGAUGUUCCCGGAUUGAGACAGGUUCUGCCAAACGGAAAUUUGGUGUUCCCUCCUUUCCGCGCUGAAGAUUAUCGUCAGGAAGUUCACGCUCAGGUCUACAGUUGUUUGGCACGUUCCCCUGCAGGUUCGGUACACAGCCGUGAUGUCAACGUGAGAGCUGUCGUCACUCAGCCUUACAAUCCGGAGAUCUUGACCGAAUACGUUAUAAGGGGAAACAGCGCGAUAUUAAAAUGCAGCAUCCCCAGUUACAUCGCAGAAUUCGUUACUGUCGAGGCGUGGAUUCGCGAAGAUGGAGAGGUCUACCUACCGGCAGAUCUUACGGUUGCACAGGAUGGAAAAUAUCUGGUACUGCCAUCCGGAGAGUUGCACAUCAGGGACGUCGGGCCCGAGGACGGAUACAAGACCUACCAGUGCCGCACAAAGCACAGACUCACCGGCGAAACUAGGCUGUCCGCGACGAAGGGCCGUCUCGUCAUUACUGAACCGGUUGCCAGUACGAAACCAAAAUUUCCAAUGACAGAAAAUUCUCGCACUUUCACAACAUACACCGUGCAACGUGAGCGGCCUCUAACUUUACCAUGUCCAGCUCAAGCAUUUCCAGUACCGAAUUACAGAUGGUACAAGUUCAUCGAGGGCACCUCGAGGCGUCAGCCGGUCCAGCUGAAUGAGCGCGUACGUCAGGUCAGCGGCACCCUGAUCAUUCGCGAGGCUCGAGUCGAAGAUUCUGGCAAAUAUCUUUGCAUCGUCAAUAAUUCGGUCGGCGGCGAGAGCGUGGAGACCGUUUUGACCGUUACGGCGCCGCUAACCGCGGAGAUCGAGCCAAGAACGCAGACCAUUGACUUUGGAAGACCAGCAACCUUCACUUGCACCGUCCAAGGCAAUCCAAUUAAGACCAUCUCCUGGCUCAAGGAUGGCAAACCCCUUGGUCUGGAAGAUCGCGUGCUGAGGAUCGAGAGUGUGAAGAAGGAGGACAAGGGAAUGUACCAAUGCUUCGUCAGAAAUGAUCAGGAAAGUGCGCAAGCAACAGCAGAGUUAAAACUUGGUGGAAGAUUUGAGCCGCCACAGAUCCGUCAAGCUUUCGCCGAAGAGACUCUUCAGCCCGGACCGAGUAUGUUUUUGAAGUGUGUUGCCAGCGGGAAUCCCACCCCCGAAAUUACCUGGGAACUUGAUGGAAAACGGUUGUCGAACACCGAGAGACUGCAAGUGGGACAAUACGUCACAGUCAAUGGUGAUGUCGUAUCGCAUCUGAAUAUUUCGAGCAUUCAUACCAACGAUGGUGGUCUCUACAAGUGCAUUGCUGCGUCAAAGGUUGGAGCCGCUGAGCAUUCUGCCCGUCUCAACGUUUACGGUUUGCCAUUUAUUCGUCACAUGGACAAGAAGGCGAUCGUUGCCGGAGAAACUCUGCGCGUCACUUGUCCUGUUGCUGGAUAUCCGAUUGAGAGCAUCGUUUGGGAACGAGACACUAGAGUCUUACCGAUCAAUAGGAAGCAAAAGGUCUUCCCUAAUGGCACACUUAUCAUCGAGAAUGUUGAACGAAUGAGCGAUCAGGCAACCUACACUUGCGUGGCACGCAAUGCACAGGGUUACAGCGCACGUGGAACACUCGAAGUUCAAGUCAUGGUCGCACCGCAACUGUCGCCUUUUACCUUCGGUGACGAAGCUGCCAAUGCGGGAGAGAUGGCGACUGUUCAAUGCGCCGUGAUAAAAGGCGACCUGCCUAUUGACAUAAUGUGGUCCUUUAACGGGCGUGUGAUCGACAUCGCGAACGGCGCAUUCGGCGAGCACAAUUAUGACAAUCCUGACAUAGUGAUAAGCAGGAGUAGCAAACGGGCCAGCCAACUGACGAUCGAAUCGGUAGCCGCAAGACACGCGGGCGAGUACUCGUGCACUGCGAGCAACACGGCCGGAACCGCUACCCACUCUUCGAUUCUUUCGGUAAACGUACCCCCUCGUUGGAUCUUGGAACCUACCGAUAAGGCAUUUGCUCAAGGAUCCGAUGCACGAGUGGAAUGUAAAGCCGACGGAUUCCCCAAGCCUCAGGUCACAUGGAAAAGAGCGGCUGGGGAUACGCCGGGAGAUUAUACCGACUUGAAAUUGAGCAACCCUGACAUUAGCGUGGAGGAUGGUACCCUCUCCAUUAAUAACAUACAAAAAACUAAUGAGGGCUAUUAUCUUUGCGAGGCUGUUAACGGAAUUGGAUCAGGCUUAUCAGCUGUCAUUCUCAUUUCGGUUCAAGCUCCUCCACAAUUCGAAAUUAAACUACGAAAUCAGACCGCUCGUCGUGGAGAACCAGCUGUGUUGCAAUGCGAGGCACAAGGAGAGAAACCAAUUGGCAUUUUAUGGAACAUGAACAAUAAGAGAUUGGACACAAAAAGCGAUCCUCGUUACACUAUUCGCGAAGAAAUCUUGGCCAAUGGAGUUCUGUCCGACUUGAGCAUCAAACGAACUGAAAGAAGCGAUUCUGCCUUAUUUACUUGCGUAGCUACGAAUGCCUUUGGCAGUGAUGACACUAGUAUCAACAUGAUCGUACAAGAGGUACCGGAAGUUCCAUAUGGUCUCAAGGUGUUGGAUAAAUCAGGACGUUCUGUACAAUUAUCGUGGGCCGCGCCUUACGACGGAAAUAGUCCAAUCAAAAGAUACGUUAUCGAGUACAAGAUGAGCAAAGGUUCCUGGGAAACUGAUAUUGACCGAGUACUCGUGCCUGGUUCACAACAGAAUGUAGCUGGAGUAUUUAAUCUAAGACCCGCGACCACGUAUCACCUUCGAAUCGUCGCUGAGAAUGAAAUCGGCAUAUCCGAUCCGUCUGACACGGUUACCAUUAUCACCGCCGAAGAGGCACCUACUGGUCCGCCAACCUCUAUCAAAGUGGAUCCUCUCGAUCAACAUACGCUCAAGGUGACAUGGAAACCACCUCCACGCGAGGACUGGAAUGGCGAAAUUCUCGGCUAUUACGUUGGGUACAGACAAUCGUCGGACAAGCCAUACAUGUUUGAGACUGUCGAUUUCUCCAAGGAGGACAUAAAGGAGCAUCAUUUACAGAUCGGCAACUUGAAGACCUACACUCAGUAUGGCGUAGUCGUUCAAGCAUUCAACAAGGUCGGCUCCGGACCAAUGAGCGAGGAACGUAGACAGCACACUGCAGAAGGCGUGCCCGAGCAACCACCUCACGACACUACCUGCACGACCCUUACCUCUCAGACUAUCAGAGUGUCUUGGGUGUCACCGCCACUCAGCGCGGCCAAUGGCGUUAUCACCGGCUACAAAGUCAUUUACGGACCCUCCGACACGUGGUACGACGAGAAUACGAAGGACACCAAAAUCACAUCUUCCAGUGAGACUAUAUUGCACGGCCUCAAGAAAUACACGAACUACAGCAUGCAGGUUCUGGCUUUCACAUCCGGUGGAGACGGCGUUAAGUCCGCACCAAUUCACUGCCAAACUGAGCAAGAUGCACCCGAAGCUCCCAUCGCUAUCAAAGCUCUAGUCAUGUCUGCGGAAUCCAUUCUUAUCUCAUGGCGUCCGCCCAGCCAGCCUAAUGGAGUUAUUUCUCAAUAUACUGUUUACACGAAAGCGGACAACGCAGAGGAGGCGACCAGCCAGAAAGUACCGCCAAAUCAACUAACUCACGAAGCAUCUGGAUUAGAUAAACAACUCAGAUAUGAAUUCUGGGUGACCGCUAGUACGAACAUCGGCGAAGGUGAAGCUUCCAAGAUUGUGACUUUAGGACCAAGCGUUCGAGUACCAGCUAAGAUUGCGUCGUUCGAUGACAAGUUUACUGCGACAUACAAAGAGGAUGUUAAGUUGCCGUGUCUUACUGUCGGUGUACCCGCACCAGAAGUAACAUGGAAGGUACGAGGUGCUACACUUCAACCGAGCGAUCGACUGCGGCAAUUACCUGAGGGAUCAUUAUUCAUCAAAGAAGUCGAUCGCGCGGACGCUGGAGAAUAUUCUUGUUAUGUGGAAAACUCUUUUGGACACGACACUGUGACUCAUCAGCUGGUCGUACAUGCUCCUCCGCACUCCCCGCAGGUUACCCUUACCGCCACCACUACUAAUUCAUUGACGAUGAAGUUGCGCCCUCAUCCAACCGAUAACGCACCGAUUCACGGUUACACGAUUCAUUACAAACCCGAAUUCGGUGAUUGGGAAACCGUUCAGAUCAGCUCUACAGCACAGAAAUAUACUCUCGAAAAUUUGUGGUGCGGUUCCCGAUAUCAGAUCUAUGUCACGGCUUAUAACGGAAUCGGAAUUGGCGAUCCUUCGGACAUUCUGAACACGCGCACAAAGGGCUCUAAACCAAUUAUUCCUGAAGCGGCAAGAUUCAUUGAGGUAUCCACGAAUAGCAUCACUCUGCACUUGAGCACCUGGUCGGACGGUGGCUGCCCGAUGUUGUACUUCGUUGUUGAACAUAAGAAGAAGUUGCAACAGGAAUGGAACCAGGUAUCGAAUAACGUCAAGCCGGGCGGUAAUUUCGUAGUUUUGGAUUUGGAUCCCGCUAGCUGGUAUCAUUUGCGUGUCACGGCUCACAAUAAUGCCGGUUUUGCCGUGGCUGAAUAUGAAUUUGCAACUUUGACGGUGACUGGCGGAACAAUCGCACCUCCUGUACGUAAUAGCGGUAACGAUAACACCGCGGAUGUGAGACGAUACUUUCCAUGGUUACCCAGCUGGCUUGAUGUAAAUGUGGUAGUGCCGGUCGGCGCGACAAUCGUUGUCAUAAUAGUAGGAAUAGUUGUCAUUUGCGUGGCACUCUCGAGAAGAACUCGAGGUCCGGAGCAAACGCGGCUGCGAGGUAUCUCUUCAGCCGACGAGAAAUAUUACGAGGGACAAUAUGACGUAGUCUACCAGCAGACUGGAGUUGGCGGCGCUACACUAGAUAAACGUAGAUCUGAUCUUCGCGAUGAACUGGGCUACAUCGCGCCACCGAAUCGCAAGCUUCCACCUGUGCCUGGUUCGAAUUAUAACACCUGCGAUCGUAUCAAGCGAGGUGGAACUGGCUCGUUAAGGAGUCACUCGACGUGGGAUCCGAGGCGACAUAUGUAUGAGGAAUUGAGUCACUACGCGCCGAACAGGAGAUGCCCACCGCCACCACGCUUGGGCAGCGCGGACGGUCUUUCGCACAGAGGUAUGGAGGAUGAGAUUUGCCCGUAUGCUACCUUCCAUCUAUUGGGAUUCCGCGAAGAAAUGGACCCGAGUAAAGCUAUGCAAUUCCAGACCUUCCCUCAUCCAGGAAACGGCCAUUCUGGCACUAUGGGACCACCCGUAGGACAUCCAACUAACGCUUCUGCUCAUAGCCGCUCUGGAUCUCAAUCUAUGCCCCGUCAAAAUGGCCGCUACUCUCGAGUGCCAUCCCAAGGAGGCGGCAGCGGCACGCACAAUGUCUUCGCACCCGAAUACGAUGAUCCGGCUAACUGUGCUCCCGAGGAAGACCAGUACGGGUCGCAAUACGGGUCACAAUACGGCGCACCUUACGAUCAUUACGGAUCACGCGGAUCGGUUGGACGUCGUAGCGUAGGCUCGGCUCGCAACCUUCCUAUGUCUAACUCGCCGGAGCCGCCUCCACCGCCGCCGAGGAACCACCAGGAUCAGAACAACUCUAGCUUCAACGACAGCAAGGAGAGCAACGAGAUCAGCGAGGCCGAGUGCGAUCGUGAUCAGCUUGUCAAUCGCAACUAUGGCGUGAAUGCUCGCGGCAAGGACGGCAUGACCACCGAGGAGAUGCGUAAACUCAUAGAGAGGAAGCCAAACGAAGCUCCCGGCCGGCAAACCGGCGCCCCCCACGGCAGUCACGGGGGACUCCUCACACCCUACGAUACUGUGGCAGUGUAACCUGUAAAUCGUCAUCUUCCGUGGUCUUCCGCCUCUCUCGAUAGCCGGCGAUCGCGAGGAAAGCAUAGUCGAGAGAUGCGGAAAUGAAGCGCACGCCAACUCUUCCCCCGGUGCUGUCGUCGGUCCAAUUUGCAACGAUUUACGAUAGAAAUUAGAGACGUCGUCGCGAGUAGAUAGAUUCGAUUUACCGUUUAAGGUGUACGCGUAUUGAUAUCAUCUCGAGAUCGUGAUUACGGACGAGAAUUUUGCAGAGUCUGCCUCGCAAAAUGGGACCGCCUCCUUCGCCCUUUCGCGACUAUAUCACGUAAAUGUCCUUUUCUCACUUUCGCUCUUCGGCCUUCCGCUCUUUUCAUGUACUUCCUCGGGUACGUUCGUUUGCAUUUAAUCCUGGCUGAAGGCCCAAUUUCAAAACUGCCUUGUUUUUAAUCAACUUUUUCGAACUGAAUUUUAAUCGAUUACGCACAUUAUCGGGAAGGCCAAACUUAAGACUGUCUAUAUCUACUGCCCUUACCGCGAAGGAGGCACAGCGAUUCGUGAGGUCAGCCACGCUAUGUUCGUAAUAACUCUUUUACCUGGGUCUCCUGGAACUCCUCGCGUACGUUCGACUACAUCGUUCGAAAAAAAAUUUUUUUACGCUAACCUGAUCGAAGAAAACGACUUGCGUUUUGAUACGUGUCUUCCUCGAUGAUGAUGCGCGUUCGGAUUCGAUGAGAUUUGUGAAGAUACUCUCGACGACGCAAAUUUAUAAAUUCAACUAUCCAUCCUCGCACGUGAUGCAAUAUUCCGAUUAUCGGGGAGAAUUUGUUUUCGUCGAACGUGCACGCGGGAUUCCGAGGCUCGAGAGACCUGCCGCGAGGGAGACUGUCCUGUAGGAAGGCGAACACAGCCGGAAGUCGUGUUCGCGGACGCUCAGCUGCGGCAGAGACGCGGCCCGCGAUGGUGCUCUCGGCGACGGUGGAUUUAACGGGGGUCUUCUGAUAAAUAUAUAUCCGGGAUAUGAUCCUAGGUUAUACAUUCGUCGCGGAAAUUGCGUAAUGAUAACGGGGAAAAAAGAAGGAAGGAAACAUCUGGAACGACAUAAAUGCGUAUACAUGAGAUUAGUUGGUCGCUUUUUAAGUCAUGGUUGUGCCACACUGCCGCUCCCUGCGGGCGUACGAUAUUUAGAUACAUACGUACACACAUAUACUAUAUACAUAUACUAUACGAUUUAUAAUUUCGUAACGAAGGUUGUGUCCCCAUCUCCUCGCCCCCUAACACCCCCCCCCCUCCAAUCCCCUUGACGAUCGGUAAUCUUGAGUCUCGACGUCGCGGAGAGCAAGAUUUAUAGGGUACGUCGUCGCUUUUUUCGUCUUUCGUCGCCGUCGUCGUCGUCGUCCUUCUAGCGAUCUAAUUUAAGCGAUCGAUUCGAGACAUUCCCAUCGCUCGCUCGAAAGGGGAGAGAGAUUGAGAGAGGUCCCGUACACACACGAGAACACCGGAUCGACUGUCCGUAGGAAGAACAACAACGCGGCAAGCCAUCGAGGGAACGCUUCGGUAACUACACGGCAGGCCAGCCACAUAACAUUUACAUAACAAUACAUAUAACAUCAUCGCCACGCGCGCUGGCGCGUACACGCAAUAUACGCCAUACACUAUUACACACUUGCUGUCGUCCUAUAUGAUAUAGAUAUUUAGAUAUCCGCUGUAAACACCUAAUUAUUCCCCAAGCCCUUCGUGCUAAUCUUCUAGCAUCGAUCGAUCUGCGACGUACCGUACGUAAAGAUUCACUGACAUCGCGACGAUGAUCGUUACAGGUGUAAGCGAUUCGAGUAAUAUAAAAGAAAGCUGACGAUUUAACGUAGAUAGCUUGUAAGUCGGACGGAUGGUCGCGAGAAGGCGUCGUUGGAUUCUCGCGACGAGGCGAGAGGUCGGGAUUCUGGUUAACGUAUUAUCUCAGGAGACGCGAGUUCGAAUUGAAGUUGAUCUUGUCUUUCUAACUUGUCGCCCGGACGCGAUCGGACGACACAUGAUCUUUCGUUGGUUCGAUGUGCGAGCGAGGUGAAGCGGAUGCUUCCCGAGCUUCUUUCGGAUGCACGCCAGCCCGACGUCGCGCGACGCCGCGGCUACGACGCCGUGUCUCAUAGUUCGUUUUUAUCACGAUACUAUUUCUAGAUAUAUACAUAUAAAUAUAAAUAUAAAUAUAUAUAUAUAUAUUAUAUAUAUAUAUACGCUAACUAUAUACAUACGUUGUAAGUAGCUAUUUCUAGGUGUCGCAUUUGUUUGCCGAGGCGAUGCGCGAGCCGGCUGCCAGUUGGGCGACCGGGUCGAGAAGCACCCUCCUCCGCCCUCCCUCUGAGAGUAACGUCUGAUCGCAACGCGGAUUGUAACACCAAUCGCGCGUAUUUAAUUCUAGAUCGCGAACAAGUCACAUCUUGAGAGUUCAUUGCUCCUUGCUAGGGUCAUCAUUAACUCAAUUUCAUCUAUUAGAUUUAUCGUUCAAAAAAGUCAACAUUUUCAAAAUUAUUUGAUAUUAAUAUAUUCUGGUGCUAUCAUGUUUCGAUUAGUUCGAAUUACAAUUAGUAUGGCCUAAAUUGCUACUGCCGUCAUUUCGUGAUAUAUUGUGAAUGGAAUUAAAGCCAAAUGCGCACACACGGUCGAAAGUUUUUUUUUUCCCGUAAUGCUCAAAGCGAGCUUCACACAAGGGUGCUUCGUACAUUUGAGUCGCCUCUGCCCAUGCAGAGGAAUUCCUACCCUCUGCCAUUCUCGAAACUGGCCGCGCGGCUCGACGCGCCAACGCACUUUUACUCAUCGAUGUGAUUUUAAAAGGCUGCGCAGAAAGCCUCGUGUCUCGUGUAUAUGUUACGAUCGCGCUCUUACCGUAAUUAACGUAGACGUAUCUCGUACCCCGAGUCACCCUUUACGAUUUACACAGUAUCACGUUCUACUCACGUAACUCAAUAUUUCCCUCCCCCCUCUCCUUGUCCCUGUCAACGUGAAAAACCUUGUCGCUUUGAAUCGCUUCCGAAUCUAACCAGAGCUAUUACGGCACAAGCCGAUAAUGAUGAUAACGAUGAUAAUGAUAUUAAUGCAUUCGUAAUAAUAUAAUAGUAAUAAUAUGAUCACGUCCCGCGCGUUACCUUGGUCGCGGUUUAUCUUUUUGUCUUUAAGCGAGGUGGACGUCCGCGACGUCGCACAGGUGAUAAACGUUUAUGUUGUGAACGGCCCGGGGUGGCCGGCAAGAGAGGGGUUGAGGUGAAAAACGAGAUGGCAUUUAGCGACAAUCAGUUAAAUCGGAAUUUCGGCUGAACAUCAAAUGUUUCUUGCAAGCUGAAACGAAUUGAUAAACGGGUUGAUGAAUAUCGACUGAAAGACUGACAUUUUUACGUCCACUUUUGCUUACCGCCAAUGCUUUGCAUCCAUCCAAUGUAAUUUUCGCUCGCGGUUGCUUUGCCCUCACACAGUAGCAUCCACGUUAAGAUCGGUACCGUUCGCCGCUCGAUGGCCCCCUCUUGCCGAACACCCCAUGAGCCCAUCGUUCGCUCGUCGCGCUUUUCGUGAUCGACGUUAUACUGCAUAGUAAUUCUUUGCAAGAGUCGACGUUACUAUUUUUUUUGUGUGGAGAGACGCCGCGAUGCGUGUCGCUCGCUUGUGUAUGCUUGAUUGAUAAUAUGCGUUGAAAGCAUUUGGCUGUUCUUUUCGUACGACGGCGAACGCGGUUCUUCGAGGAGCUCUUGUGGAGCCCUCCCCCCUUCCCGCCUUCCUUACCUUACGUCGCGUCGCCUGUCAAACUCGAAGCGUUUCCUUCGCGUCCUUUUGACGAUCCUCGCGCACGUUGCGAAAGAAUUGCGGGAACGUGACUCGUUUGAUAAUGGAAGAGAAUCGAAGACGUAUGUAAAGAAAGAAAAGAGAGAAAGGAAAACUCGCGAAUACAACAUCCCUUGCGCUCGAGGAGACUCGAGGAUCCGCUCGCAGUGUACCGUUUCCUCUCAACGCCACUACUUUAUGUUUUUGUACCAAAGUUGUAGCGUCUAACUUUGCGUUGAAUAAAUAAACCUUAAAACAAU
Messenger RNA from Monomorium pharaonis (pharaoh ant), 10531 nucleotides. RefSeq names its product Down syndrome cell adhesion molecule-like protein Dscam2 (gene Dscam1). Bases 405 to 6488 code for a protein of 2027 amino acids. Lineage: Eukaryota; Metazoa; Arthropoda; Insecta; Hymenoptera; Formicidae. The transcript is spliced from 30 exons. Gene Ontology annotation, molecular function: cell-cell adhesion mediator activity. Gene Ontology annotation, cellular component: axon; plasma membrane. The record is from RefSeq and is a predicted model, not a curated record. Gene Ontology annotation, biological process: dendrite self-avoidance; homophilic cell-cell adhesion; axon guidance.